AUGUCCCGCGUGCCCGCCCGCCAAGGCUGGUGCCAAGGCCAACUCAACUGCCAAGGCUGGUGCCAGGGCCAAAUCAACUGCCUGGCUGGGGACGGCCAGGUAGUAGACGUCGUCCGCCGCCGCCUCCGCCGCCCGCGUGCCUCCGCCCCGCGCAGCAAAAAAUCAGCAUUAUAUCAGGAGGUGCCAAAGCCGCAGUAUCUCCAUGAGGUGAGCGUCGUGCGUUUUGCCGCCGCGUGCCGCCGCUGCGCCGACUGGCUCCCGGUUCGAAUCGUCCUUCGCGGAGCGAACGCGGCGACACGUGGAUAUCCUUUGGCCGCGUUGGGUAGCGAGGAUUGGUGUAACCCGUUCGGGGAGGGGAGGCCGAAAAACGCAGACUUUUGGGAGAGAAUAUUCUUGGAGGUCCACCUUCAAGCCCUGAUAAAUGAAAAACCCCGUGCCGCGCCGCGCCGCGCCCUCACCGGAAACUCGAGCGAGCCCAAGCAGCGCCGGGACGCCGACCCGCGGCCGCAUGCAGACUGCCUGCUCGCCUGCUCGACCUAG
Emiliania huxleyi CCMP1516 is the source of this 540-nucleotide messenger RNA. RefSeq lists its product as hypothetical. The coding region runs from base 1 to 540 and encodes 179 amino acids. The transcript has 5 exons. The record is from RefSeq and is a predicted model, not a curated record. NCBI's taxonomy places the organism in Eukaryota, Haptophyta, Isochrysidales, Noelaerhabdaceae.